Molecule: messenger RNA, 2273 nt
Organism: Esox lucius (northern pike)
Lineage: Eukaryota; Metazoa; Chordata; Actinopteri; Esociformes; Esocidae
Gene: ube2h
Product: ubiquitin-conjugating enzyme E2H (UBC8 homolog, yeast)
Exons: 7
Coding region: 202-750 (182 amino acids)
Biological process (GO): protein polyubiquitination; ubiquitin-dependent protein catabolic process
Cellular component (GO): nucleus
Molecular function (GO): ubiquitin conjugating enzyme activity
Source: RefSeq, a predicted model, not a curated record
CCUGCUCUGUAGUUUAGGACAGUGAGACAUAGGAAGUGAGAGAGACGGUGCUAGAAAUAGCUGCAGCUAGAAAGUGGGGGGAAGUGGAAAGAUUUAGUUGUAGCUACGCAUUUGCAGUAGCAAAUGUAAACUUUGGGUUAAUACAGCUUGAUUUCCAGCUGCUAUCAGUUACGACUUGGUUUUCUACAUUGGAAUAUAAAAAUGUCGUCUCCAAGUCCGGGUAAAAGGCGAAUGGAUACUGACGUGGUGAAACUUAUCGAGAGCAAGCACGAAGUCACAAUCCUCAGUGGACUCAAUGAAUUUGUAGUGAAAUUUUACGGACCACAAGGAACGUACGAGGGGGGCGUGUGGAAGGUACGAGUAGAUCUACCGGACAAAUACCCGUUCAAAUCGCCGUCAAUAGGAUUCAUGAAUAAAAUUUUCCAUCCCAACAUCGAUGAAGCGUCAGGAACAGUGUGUUUAGAUGUCAUCAACCAGACGUGGACGGCCCUUUACGAUCUCACCAAUAUCUUUGAGUCGUUCCUGCCUCAGCUGCUGGCGUACCCCAACCCCAUCGACCCGCUCAAUGGAGACGCUGCCGCCAUGUACCUUCAUCGGCCAGAGGAGUACAAGCAGAAAAUCAAAGAGUACAUCCAGAAAUAUGCAACAGAGGAGGCUCUCAAGGAGCAGGAGGAGGGCCAGGGCGAUUCCUCAUCGGAAAGCUCCAUGUCCGAUUUCUCAGAAGAUGAAGCCCAGGAUAUGGAGUUGUAGUGAUAAGAGCCGACUCCCCUUUGAAACCACAGACUCUAUCAUUUCCUAACCAUGAGAAAGCAGACUAUUAUAUUCAUAUUUAAACAAGUUGAUUUUUAUUUUAUUUUUUAUUUUAUUAUUGCCAUUACUAAAACAUGGAUUUUUAUGAAUAUCUAGCUUUGGUGUACAUUACACACCUCUCCCAUCUGCUAGGUGUUUUUCUUUCCCGCCAUGUCUCUUUCUCCACCUCCAAACCCUGUAGUGCUGUGUUGGCUGUUACGCUGUCUGUUCCCACUAUCCUGCGCUAGCUGCUGUUAGCUCAGAAACAUGCAGUCUGACCUCACGUUGACCUUACCCACAAUGCAGCGGCAGUGGGACAAAAUGGAGACUACCUACCCAUAGGCUGAGCUGAAUAAAGUUGGGGGGGACAUCGGAGAUCUACCUUCACUUAAUCUCAACAAUGUGUCCAGGAAGAAGAGCUGCUGAGAAUUCGGUCACAUUCAUGGUGAAGGGCGUUUAAGGUCUGGGAAUUUCUGGCAGAAAUGUUGUUUGAUUUCGAUUUGAUUACACAUGUUAAAACAAAGUCGCCGUCAUUGGCUGGUGUGUCGUACAUGACAGAUUUUGUAUUUUAAGCUAGUAUGAAAGAGUGUAAUUACAGCUUCAGUAUCCAUUUUCUAUCACCAGUGUAGGUUUUUUUGUGUUCAUUUCUGCUUUUCCUUUGACUGGGGAUUUGGAGCUUCCUAUGUUUUGUGUGUGUACAUCGACAGACUUGUAAAGGGUCACCUAUCCUAUGUUUUGUCCUCAUGAAUCCAGCCAGCGCACCAAUCAAAGCGUUUUGUAAACCUGUCCAAGCUGGUAUGGGUUUGACUCCCUGUACUUUUUAGAAAAGGUGUUAUCUAUCCUUAAAAGUCAGUUAGGGGUGUAAAUCAUGGCCACUCCUCCAGUAUGUUGCAAGGGGAGGUUGAAGAGGCUGACCAAGAGGCAUAUUUGAUGAAAGAAAAAAAAAAAGCACAAUGCUCAAUUUUAGUUGUAAUUUUUAACCCCUCCCACUCAUUUCUUUUAAUUUUAAGAUUUUUACUGCAAAAGACCAUUUUUGAUUUCUCCAAAAGUCAUCCUGUACAGUUUGGGCAAGAUCCAGAAGCGACAUUGCAUUGGGCUGUGUUGAGCUAGGCUAGUGUAGGGCUGAACUAAAAGAGUACUGCGUGUGUAGAAACUGCUUUGAGUUGAUGUUAAUAAGGCUUAGUCAUUUACCUGGGUUUGUCAUUCAGAGAUGGGAAGUUGCAGGGGGUGGGGUGGGGGGAGGGGGGGAGAUAUCUGAUGGUCUUUUUUUGUUGCUAACGUUGUUCUUAUCAACUUUGCCUAUCGCUUGUGCUAAACUAUGGUAUGUGUUUUUGACUUGAUGUAGGGGUAGUUAGUUUGCAGGGUGGUGACAAACUGAAGACAUAUGGGUAUAUUACAAUAUAGAGUUAGCUUGUUUGAGGUAAUUGUCUGAUAAGUAUAACAAUAAUUGAUUUAAGUUUUGAAUUAAAGUGUCCAUUCAGAUA